Messenger RNA from Exophiala viscosa, 2163 nucleotides. RefSeq lists its product as uncharacterized. Gene Ontology annotation, biological process: positive regulation of transcription from RNA polymerase II promoter by galactose; DNA-templated transcription. The transcript is spliced from 3 exons. Bases 74 to 2107 code for a protein of 677 amino acids. Lineage: Eukaryota; Fungi; Ascomycota; Eurotiomycetes; Chaetothyriales; Herpotrichiellaceae. Gene Ontology annotation, molecular function: zinc ion binding; DNA-binding transcription factor activity, RNA polymerase II-specific; RNA polymerase II cis-regulatory region sequence-specific DNA binding. Gene Ontology annotation, cellular component: nucleus. The record is from RefSeq and is a predicted model, not a curated record.
CUCACUAUUUGCGGCCCUUUAUCAACCACGACACCUACUGCAUUUCGCAAUGUUUCCCCCUUUUUCAUAACCGAUGGCACGACCCAAGGUCCGCCCUGAAAACAGGCAAAGGGCGGCCAAAGCGUGCUUACCAUGUAAAGCCUCCAAGAAAAGAUGUGACGCACAACAGCCCUGUUCCAACUGUGUCAGGCGAAAGACUAUCUCAACCUGUCACUAUGCCGACGAAAGUCUUGUCCGGUCUGGAAGGACCAGUACGCAGCCCGCAAACCAGACAGACUUGGUCAGAGACAGUCGGUAUGAUACGCCUACCACAGAUAAGCGCUCCAGAUCACCUGCCACGACCACAAAUCCCAUGAGGCCUACUAAUGGACGUCUCCUUCUCAACUCAAAGGGAGAGAAAGUGUAUGUUGGUGGAGCAGCUUCCCUAACCUUUCUGCAAUUCCUGCGCCAAACCAUCAAGCAGCAGAUGGGACCUUCGGUAUUCACCGAGAUCAAUAGUCGAAAUGUCAUGCUUGAAGUCGGCAGCCCAGAGGACACCAGUGACAACUUGGAACCGGAGGAGAGUCAGAAACGUGCCUUGAUCGAAGUCUACUUCGCAGCGACAAAUGGCUUUCUUGACUUGUUCUCAAGGGAGGAACUCGAGGAGUACCUGACGAAGGCCACCCUUCCGACCACUAGUGGACGUGAGUACGAACAAGCAGCUUUGGAUCUUACACUUGCCCUUGGUGGCCAGUGUCGCGCAUCUGGCCCAAGCGACCUCCGAUAUGCGUCGAAAUGCUUCUUGAGAGCACAAAAGGCUGCAUUAGCUGGAUAUCUCGAAGACCCAUGCUUGGACAUGGUACGAUGUUUUUUACUCAUGGCCUUCUACAUGCUCGGCGCUUGCCGAAGAAAUGCUGCAUUCAUGUACCUGGGUAUUUCCAGCCAAGCAUCUUCUGCCCUCGGUCUGCAUGUUACGGAGCAAUAUCGCCAUUUCAACCAGCACGAUCAAGGCAUUCGUCUCCGCACCCUCAAAAGUCUACGCGUCCUAGACGUACUUGUUUGCACGAUACUGGGAAGGAACUAUUCCACUCCGGCUAUCCCGAUUGACACUGCUUCCUUCACGAGUAUGCAUAUCCAUGUGGGCAAACCUCGUGAUAUGGCAUUGAAUGCGAGCUUUGGCGCAUGCUCGCUUAUUGCUGAGAUCAUGCAAAGCCUGGACUCUGAUAGAUCUAUGGAAGUGGAUGAAGCUCAGGGCUUUCUCAAACGUUUACAGCACUGGAGCUCUAGUCUGCCGAACGAGAUCCGACACUUCUCAAAGGCAACGGAAGAGCCAUUGACAUUACCGGAGCAGGAGCAGAUCAUCGGCAGUAUCCACGUAUCUUGCGUCUACUACUUUGCCGUCAUGCUCGUCACCAGACCGUUUCUGACCUCACACCUCAUGUCACGGUUACCUUCGGCAAUGUCACAGACGUCGGAGUCGAUGCCGACCGUACCAGCUAAGCCCGAAGUCACGGGCCUGGCACAAGCGUGUAUCGACUCAGCCAUCCUCAUGUCUCAGACCUGUCAUGAUGCACUUCAAACUGGCAUCUUGCUCAACAACAUGUGCAUAAUGAAGGCAUGGCUCUUUGCAGCUGGCUUGGUGUUGGGAUUUUCCAUGUUCGCGCAAGGAGAGUCCCCUUUUCACAUGGAUGAAUCCUUCAAUAGCGCCCGGGAAGUCCUCAAGAAAUUGGCAGAUCACAGUCCUCAGGCGGAGGAAUACUCUGGGAUACUCAUUGCUUUUGCCGAUGCCAUACAACGCCAUCGUCAACAUCUUUCGCGCGAAAAGCGACCGAACAAAUAUGUUAGUCGGAUUCUGUCGCUAGAUUUCAAUUCCGGCGAGUCCGGAUCCCAGACCGAUUUCUCGCCUCCCACCGCAUCAAGCAAUCUGGCCGAUCAACACACGGACAUGCCAGAUGCAAGAGUUGGCGAUCUCUCAUCUUCACACUUGCCCACCGCCUCGGCUCUGCCACUUUUGGAAGAAGACGGCACUUUUGACGUGGGCUUGUUUGGCUGGGAUAGCUUCGCUAUGCAAAUUACCGAAAACUUUUCGUAUGACAACUACGAUUCUACAUGGGGUCUAGCUGAAUGAAAGGCGGGUUCAUUACUCUCCCAAAGACAUAAUGUAUGUCUCACGCACAACAUCGG